CAUGCGCUUCACAAGGCAGAUGACCGGUGAAGAUGGACUGAUAAUGCUAUCGUCUAGGGAUUCACACAACUAGUUCACUGGAACUCCUUAGCUGGCGGUGUUGCUGCGAAAGCCUUGUGGACGUACGGCUCCGAAGAGCAGACCAUCAGCGAUAUGCAGCUGCGCAUGCUUCGAGAUUGCCAUUGGCUUCUCCGACAACGUGUACGACCUUCAUUGCAGCUCGAGGAUGCUUUGUCAAGCAUGGGAGACGACGAGGAAUGUCGAACAAUCGGUGAGAGCUUCCUGGACAGGCUGUGGAAGAAGGCUAUGCCAGUAUAAGAGAGCCUCCCGACCGCACCUGAACGGCUCUCAAAUUUUGUAAGGCAAUACCAGGAAAACUGACAUCUUUUUGUGCGGAUUUUCCUCGUUUCUUGACGGCUGCUGCAGACGCUCUUGCAUUGGUUAGACGAUGCCGCCCGAGCAUUCGGAUAACCAACAACAGGGGCCUAGCCGCGCAGACCUCCUACGUUGCAUCAUCGCCUACGCAGACUUAUUCGAUGACAUCGACAGCAACGACCGUCCCGAGGGCGAUGUCAGGCAUCGCUUCUUGGGGCUCAGGGCAGCUAGAGCGCGAUAUGUAGAAUCGCGAGUGCUGGAGCGUGGGCGCGCAUGGGAGGAAUUGCAAAAUGAACUGAAGAGCAGCACAGCCGACUUAGACGACGGAGAUUGUCUGCCACGGUUCGAAAAAGCGAUGGUCGAACUUGACCAAGCUUUGCACUGGUAUAGUCGAGUAAACGAGGAGGACUCCAAGGCGGCGAAAGCGCCUGUGGUCGACCAGUAUUUCAUGGACAGCGUAUUCCGCUACUACAUGGAACAGCCCGGAAAAGGGCUACGAGCACCGAACGGAGAGUUGCGCUCCCUCUACGGCUCGACCGGCCACUCCGUAUCGCCUACCCUAAUGGCCAGCCGCGGCUGCGACAGCGACUUCAUUCGAGAUAUCAUAACACAGAACCUGAUGGCUCCUUUCCAUCAGCGCGUCUUCGUGCCUUGCCAGACAUACUACAGGAGAAUUUUGGGUCGUAAUGCGGCGCAGCAGUCGCAAGGCGUGAGCGGAGCAACGCUCGACAUUCUGGUCAACACUGUCGAAUGCUUGAUUGCUGUAGGCUGCGUAGCUGGUGCCGUCAUCCUUUUGUACAAUCUUUCGUCGACGAAAGAUCGCCUCAUUGCCGCUACGUUCUUGAGCUUCGCGUUCCCAUUUCCCGUGGUAUUCUUUAGCCAAGAAGCGAUGCAAACCUUCAGUUUGACCGCGAUGUAUGCCACCCUUCCCGUUGACGGCUCUCUGCUCACAUUAAGCAGGAUCUGGGCAGUUCUCAUCGUAUUUCUUACGACGGCGAAUUUGAGUUCGAAGGCGGACUGAAUAUUACCUUGGGUUCCCAGGAGCCGGCAAGAAAUGAGACCGUUUUUGGUGCUUGGUUAAAUAAGAGGGUGUCUGUUUUCCUUCAUUGGCCUCCGGGGAUGUUUCAUUGCGUCUUUCGGGUGUAUGGAUGACGUUGAAUUAAAGUUUUGUCCUUCAGUUUCCUU
Molecule: messenger RNA, 1560 nt
Organism: Trematosphaeria pertusa
Lineage: Eukaryota; Fungi; Ascomycota; Dothideomycetes; Pleosporales; Trematosphaeriaceae
Exons: 2
Coding region: 449-1396 (315 amino acids)
Source: RefSeq, a predicted model, not a curated record